Messenger RNA from Daldinia loculata, 957 nucleotides. RefSeq lists its product as uncharacterized. The transcript has a single exon. The record is from RefSeq and is a predicted model, not a curated record. NCBI's taxonomy places the organism in Eukaryota, Fungi, Ascomycota, Sordariomycetes, Xylariales, Hypoxylaceae. Bases 436 to 897 code for a protein of 153 amino acids.
CUAAGAAUGUGAAGACGAUGAAGAGCGGUCGGCUCAUAGGGCAUUAAGGUAGGUAGGGCUACCGUAGGGCUGACAGGGCUGACAUGGCGGUCCGCUCCAUUAAGGGGUUAGCGUCGGUCGGCAACAUCGUAGGGUCGCAAGUCUUCAUCCAAUCCAACAUUGCCAUUAUCCGAUUUAUGUAUCCACUGCAGCCCGUUCGUAGAGUCGGUCCUCCCGUAGGCAUGUAGCGGUCUUGAAGUACACGAUAUGAAGUGCGAUAUACCUGUUUAUACUGGUCAUUUGGUCAAUUAUAUCAGAUUCCUUCACCGUCAAUCACCGACUGUCCACCUUACCCAGCCCAGGUAAACACCAGAGGUAAGGAAGCUCUUGUAGCAUUACGAAGGUAUGGCAUGUAAAAUGAAAAUGGCCGAAAUAUAAGGAAGCAACUCUGCUGUAAUGAGUCCAGUUCCAUUUCUUAUAGCAAUUCUCAUUUCCUCCAAUUCAUCCCUACUAUUCACUAUGAUGGCGUCGUACGUAAAAGAUCCAAGCGCGUUGCGGGGCAUCGGAGCAUGGGUCCAGUUCGUUGACGCGCCGCAGAGGAACGCCUCUCUAAAGGAGCUGGAUACCGAGUACACAGAAGUUCCCAAGAGAAAUAGAGACAGCAGUGAUUCAAAGAUCAGAGCAUGGGUGUCAAACUUUGACUUGGAUUUUUGGCACGAACCCGAUAACAUUCUGGACGAUGGAUUAGACCGUUCGCAUUUUCAAAAUCAGACCUCAAGUGGUGUUAUAGCCCGAGCAUCAACUCCCUCGGAGAAUGAUACGCAGUCAACCAUCUUGGCUCUAAACUCAGACUACAAUACCCCGACUUGCAGAAACCCCUUGUCAACAGAUCAAAUGGGAUAUAUUAGCGCGCAAUGAAGACUAGGUCGAACGUUUUCGAAUUAAGUCUUGCAUCACUGCCAGCGGUCGAUAGGAAAC